Messenger RNA from Nicotiana tabacum (common tobacco), 614 nucleotides. The record is from RefSeq and is a predicted model, not a curated record. Lineage: Eukaryota; Viridiplantae; Streptophyta; Magnoliopsida; Solanales; Solanaceae.
GCCUUGGCUUUAUUGAACCGCAUGGUUGGGCAGCUGAUAACGAGGAUCAGAUUUCACCUUUAGGAUUUGAAAUUAUCUUUCCCAGCAUGAUCAAGUAUGCAGAGAAACUGAAUUUGGAUCUACCUUUGGAUCUUAACCUUGUAAAUAGGAUGCUCUGCGAACGCGAAUUAACAAUUGAAAGAGCCCUAAAGAAUGAAUUCGAGGGGAAUAUGGCAAAUGUUGAAUAUUUUGCUGAAGGGCUCGGUGAAUUAUGUAAUUGGAAAGAGAUGAUGCUUCAUCAGAGACACAACGGAUCGCUCUUUGAUUCACCAGCCACUACGGCAGCUGCCUUGAUUUACCAUCAACACGAUGAGAAAUGCUUUGGGUACUUGAACUCAAUCUUGAAACUGCUGAGAAUUGGGCACCAAGUUUGUUAUUGGUUCUAUCAAGUUUUAGGAUUUUCCCUUGAGUAUUUGAAAAGAUUGACAUUGAGUACUGUACCAUUGGUUUACUGCUUUGGUCUAUUUUGUCUGGGAUUGUCAUUGCUGAUGUGUUGUUUUGUUGUUGCUGCCAUUCUUGUUGUUGCUGCUGCUGACUCUUUUGCUUCCACUUCUUCUUUGCAGUUCAGUAUCCAG